Molecule: messenger RNA, 1615 nt
Organism: Cyprinodon variegatus (sheepshead minnow)
Lineage: Eukaryota; Metazoa; Chordata; Actinopteri; Cyprinodontiformes; Cyprinodontidae
Gene: fsta
Product: follistatin
Exons: 6
Coding region: 104-1069 (321 amino acids)
Biological process (GO): negative regulation of activin receptor signaling pathway; cell differentiation; multicellular organism development
Molecular function (GO): activin binding; protein binding
Source: RefSeq, a predicted model, not a curated record
GGCUGCAUUCUCAGACUGACACUUAUUCAACACUGCCACCUUAAGCAGAUUACUUUUGCGCUCGCCUGUGUCAAAUAUACUUGCUUCACUUUGCCUAUCCAUCAUGUUUGGGAUGCUCCAGCACCACCUUCACCCGGGUGUUCUUUUCUUCUUCUUAUGGCUGUGCCAUCUUAUGGAAGAUCAAAAAGUUCAAGCUGGAAACUGCUGGCUGCAGCAGGGGAAGAACGGGAGGUGCCAGGUGCUCUACAUGCACGAGAUGACCCGAGAGGAGUGCUGCCGGAGCGGGAGACUGGGGACGUCCUGGACCGAGGAAGAUGUCCCCAACAGCACGCUCUUUAGGUGGAUGAUCUUCAAUGGCGGAGCUCCUAAUUGCAUACCGUGCAAAGGUGGAGAAAGCUGCGAAAAUGUUGACUGCGGACCUGGAAAGAGAUGCAAGAUGAACAGGAAGGGCAAGCCGCGCUGCGUCUGCGCUCCAGACUGCUCCAACAUCACCUGGAAAGGACCUGUGUGCGGCUCAGACGGCAAGACCUACAAAGAUGAAUGCGCGCUCCUGAGGGCUAAAUGCAAAGGCCACCCCGACCUAGACAUACAGUACCAAGGAAAAUGCAAAAAAACCUGCCUCGGUGUCAUGUGCCCAGGGACCACCACCUGUGUUGUGGACCAGACAAACAACGCGUACUGUGUGACGUGUAACCGGAUUUGCCCUGAUGUGGCUUCUUCUCAGCACUACCUGUGUGGGAAUGACGGGAUCACCUACGCCAGCGCCUGUCACCUGAGAAAGGCCACCUGUCUCCUGGGCAGGUCAAUCGGAUUGGCGUAUGACGGGAAAUGCAUCAAGGCCAAGUCGUGUGAGGACAUCCAGUGCAGUGCAGGAAAGAAGUGUCUGUGGGAUGCUCGGAUGAGCCGGGGUCGCUGCUCAAACUGCAAUGAGUCCUGCCCAGAGAGUAGGACGGAUGAGGUGGUGUGCGCCAGCGACAACACCACAUAUCCCAGUGAAUGUGCCAUGAAGCAGGCUGCUUGUUCUAUGGGGGUGUUGCUGGAAGUCAAACACACAGGAUUCUGCAACUGACUCUGCCAAAAACUGAGCUACUGGAACCAUCAGCCCCAGUGUCCUUAUAUCUGUAUAACUCACCUUGCGAUCCCCACUUCCAGCCUCCCAUCCAAGCCUUAACUUUUUCCCACCAUCCCAGCUUUCUUCCCUAUACUGUGGUGCUGACAUGCUUGGUUAUAUAAAUGGACAUUGUAUAAUUGAUGAUUCUUGCAGCCAAGUCACGGAGACUCUUUCUAACAAAACUGAUCAUUCUAACAGAAACAUCUAAAAAAAAAACAUUAAGAAAAAGAAGUGCAAGACAUUUCGUUCUGAAAUUUUUUUUUAACAUUCACUGAUAUUCUGCGCUGUUGUAGUCCAUAUUCAUACAACAGCUACCAUGUAUUCUCCCAUUUAGCCAUUACAGAAGACCAGGAGGAGGAGGAAGAUGGGGACUCAGACUACAAGGCCUAUGUCCAUUUAUCUUCUCUACUGGAUGGAUAAGCUCCCAUCACUAUAAAGGGGGAGGGGGGAGCGAGAAAUCAUGUCCAUACUGUACAUUAUGUGUAUGCUUAUUUAUUUUUUAAA